Marasmius oreades (fairy-ring Marasmius) is the source of this 525-nucleotide messenger RNA. RefSeq lists its product as uncharacterized. The coding region runs from base 1 to 525 and encodes 174 amino acids. Lineage: Eukaryota; Fungi; Basidiomycota; Agaricomycetes; Agaricales; Marasmiaceae. The record is from RefSeq and is a predicted model, not a curated record. The transcript has 3 exons. Gene Ontology annotation, cellular component: endosome. Gene Ontology annotation, biological process: vacuolar transport.
AUGUCGUCCACGUUCCCCAAUCUCUAUUAUAAGAGACUUGCUGGCACUCCUAGGGCUUGCUAUGUUUGCGAUAAACCCACCACCACAGUUCUUGCAACAAUAAAUACAGUCGAUUUCAUCUAUACAUGUCCAACGCAUCUCGCCGACAGAAACUUUGCGAGUCGGAUAGUGGACAGCGCCCCAGCCAAGCCCAAGGCGAGCGACGAGGAAAUUCAGAAAGUGAAACGAGAAUGGGAAGAGAAGCAAAAGAAGAAACAAGAGAAAGAGAAAGAGAAAGAGGAAGCGGAAAAGGAUCAGAAGACGGAUGAGAAGGACGACAAGAAGGAAUCGAAAGUCAAACCCCCGUCGCCAGCAUCCGCACCAGCCAGUACUCCCCCUUCUACAACCCAUGAACGUUACAGUCUUCACCGAGACUUUUUCUCCAUGCGACUUGCAGAGCAUCGCAAGAAACGACAAACAGUUCAAGCAAAGGAACUUGGUCCCAGAUUGCCAGGAGCUCCCACUGGAACCAUAGUUGGCUCUUAG